AUGAGACAAGUCGUCCUUCUGCUUAACCAGUAGGCUAAACGGGAUAUCACGACUAGAUCACGGGAAAUAUACCAAUGCAACACAAACAGUAACUUUUGAGUCAUGUCAUAAGGUGGAUUUUUCUAGAUGUCAGGAUGCUCUUCAUUUGAGGGACACAGAGGCUGCGACGAUUGAGUACUUCUCUCCGUGUCUGUUAACUGGCUAAAAUUAUGUUCCCACAUAUUUUGUGCGCGAUAUUUUUCAGCACCAUGUACACCGCAUCAUCUCUGGAGCUGCAGCCUGGCAUGCCAAAUGUUUGUGCUGACCAGGAGAUGUCCAUGCUGGGAGGCCGUCAGCCUUGUGUCCAGGCUUUUACCCGCAUGGUAAAGGUGUGGAAACAGGGCUGCAACAGAGGCAGUUGGUGUAUGGGCUACGAGAGAAGGACAGCAUACUACACAAUGUACCGGCAGGUGUACAACAUGAAUUUGCACACAGUCUACAAGUGCUGCCCUGGCUGGACUCAAAAGGGUGAAGAGAUGGGCUGUCUGCAUAGGGUUUGUGGUGCCAAUACAUGUUUCAAUGGAGGCCAAUGUGCAGAGACCGGAGACCAGAUAUGUCACUGUCCACUGGGCUUCAAAGGGAUGCGGUGCCAGUAUGAUGUUAAUGAAUGUGAAGUGGAUGAAGGCGGCUGUGAGGGGUACUGUUGCAACACUAUUGGCAGCUACUACUGCAAGUGUCCUGAGGGCAGUAGACUGGGGCCAGAUGGCAAGGCAUGUCACGAUGUCAACGAGUGUGAUGAACUCAAUGGAGGAUGCCAGCAAACGUGUGCCAACACACCGGGCUCUUAUCACUGUGAGUGCAGCGAAGGCUUCCGCAUGCACGCUGAUGGUCGGACAUGUAUUGCUGUGAACUCUUGCUCUGUAUUGAAUGGUGGAUGUGAGCAUAAGUGUGUGGACAUGGGGAACAAUCACUACAAAUGCGAAUGUCGAAAGAACUACCAGCUGAAGAGAGAUGGGAGACACUGUGAAUUGAGAGACCCCUGUGAGGAGAGGAAUGGAGGCUGCGCCCAGCUGUGUCUUUCAGAAGGCAGCCGGGUUCACUGCAGCUGCAGACCUGGUUUCACAUUGGCUGGAGAUGGCAGGAACUGUGAAGACAUUGAUGAGUGCAGUUCAGGCCAUGCCAAGUGUUCCCACGGAUGUGUCAACAUGCUCGGCUCCUUCAGCUGUGUGUGUCACCCAGGCUUUGAACUUGGUGCCGAUGGCAAACAGUGCUACCGCAUUGAGAUGGAGAUUGUCAACAGCUGUGAGAAGAACAACGGAGGUUGCUCUCAUCACUGUGAACACACCACCAACGGCCCGCUCUGCUCCUGCAACCACGGCUACCGGCUGGACCAGGACAGGAAGACAUGUGUGGAUAGUGAUGAGUGUGACAGCGGGGAGUCCUGCUGCAGUCACUUCUGUAGAAACUACCCGGGAGGCUACGAGUGCAGCUGUAGAGCUGGCCACAGACUCAACCCAGACGGCUGUGGCUGCGAUGACAUUGAUGAGUGCCUAACAGAGACCUCAGGUUGUGAACACUACUGUGUCAACACUCUUGGAACAUAUGAGUGUUUUUGUCGACAGGGCUUCCGCUUGGAUCAGGACCAGCACUCCUGCAUUUCUCUGUAUGGCAGAGACCUGGAUGAGGAAGAGGAAGAGGAGGAAGAGGAGGAUGAGCAGCUGGAAGUCCACAGAUUACCGGACCUGCUGUUCCGCAAGGCCCCCCAGCUCCUGCAGUACACAGCAGCCUUGCACUCCCGUUAUGCCACAGUUGAUGAUUAUGAUGAUGAUGAUGGUAGUGAUGGUGGUGACAGAGAAGAAGAAUUAGAUAUCCAGAGGGAGCGUCGAGGAGAGCUCAGACUGGAAAGCAACAUAGUGUGUCUAGAUGGCGCGUUCGGGGACGACUGCAGUGUGAGCUGUGAAGACUGUGUGAAUGGAGUGUGUAGUGAAAACAGAGACCGGUGUGAAUGUUCACCUGGAUGGACUGGGAUCAUCUGCAAUGGGACUUGUCCACAAGGGACCUAUGGGCAGGCCUGUAACAGCUUGUGUCGUUGUCAGAAUGGAGGCUCGUGUGACCCUGUGACUGGGAAGUGUUUGUGCCCGCCUGGGGUACAGGGCCUGCUCUGCGAGGAUGGUUGUCCAAGGGGUCAUUUUGGGAUGUACUGCAGAAGAAAGUGCAACUGUCCCAACAAUGGACAUUGCCAUCGUUUGUAUGGAGACUGCCUGUGCUCUCCAGGACUAUUUGGCCGCUUCUGCCACUUGCCUUGUCCCAGGUGGACGCACGGCGCAGGCUGUUCCAAGAAAUGUGACUGUGUUGAAGAACAUUCCACUGGCUGUGACCCCAAAACAGGGAGCUGUUUCUGUAAGGCCGCAUACCACGGCCCACAGUGUGAGAAAGAAUGUGAGCCCGGCUUCUUUGGUGCAGGCUGUGAACAGCCAUGUGACUGUCCAGGUGGAGGGUCGUGUGACCCCAGGACUGGAGAGUGCAGCCAGCGAUGUCCUGCAGGCCUUCAUGGAGAUAAAUGUCAGCUGGCCUGCCAGUCAUGGCGCUAUGGCGAGAACUGUCAUCUGACCUGUGACUGUGGAGGAGCUCCUUGUGAUCCCAUAACUGGACGGUGUAUCUGUCCUGCUGGAAAGACUGGAGUCUCGUGUCACGAAGAAUGCCCUGAUGGAUUCUGGGGAUUGAAGUGCCAGUCACCUUGUCCUAACUGUGAGAACAGAGGCUCCUGCGACAAACAGACUGGUGUGUGUGACUGUAAACCAGGCUUCAUGGGGAACCUCUGCCAAAAUAAGUGUCCCCCAGGUUUCCAUGGACGAGGGUGUUUAAUGCGCUGCUCAUGUCAUCCUGAUGCUACAUGUGACCCACAGACUGGACUCUGCGUCUGCCCUCCUGGCAAAACAGGCCAUGACUGUUCGACAUCAUGUGAAUCUGGUUACUGGGGCCAGGGGUGUCUCAGUAAAUGCCAGUGCAAAGAGAUUUCUCUGGGCUGUGACCCAGUCACCGGUCAGUGUGCGUGCGAGGCCGGCUUCGCUGGAGAACAGUGUGAAAAGAAGUGUGCGAAUGGCAGUUACGGGCAGGGAUGUGCCCAGCAGUGCCAGUGUCAGAACGGAGCCCUCUGCGACCACGUGAGCGGAGCCUGCACAUGUUCACCUGGAUAUGCUGGCACUUACUGUGAAAAAAUGUGCCCGGACGGCUUUUACGGUCUUGACUGUGGCCAGAUGUGCGAGUGCAGGAACGGUGCCCGCUGCUACCACAUCACAGGAGCCUGCCUAUGCACCGCCGGCUGGGCAGGACCACACUGCAUUCUGGAAUGCCCGGAGGGUCAUUAUGGGGAGCAGUGCAGUCAGACCUGUGAGUGUCAGAACGGAGCCAGGUGUGACCACGUCACCGGGCAAUGCAGCUGCACGGCCGGGUGGACCGGAGUCAGCUGCCAACUGCCCUGUCCUGUAGGACAGUAUGGGGAACACUGUUCUGGCCAGUGUCUGUGUCAAAACGGAGGCUCUUGUGAUAGCAAGACCGGCCAGUGCUCCUGUCCGCCUGGCUGGACAGGAGCUGCCUGUGAGUUAGAGUGUGAGGAAGGACGUUACGGAGAGAACUGCACCCAGGCCUGCAGCUGUACGAAUGGAGGGAGAUGUGACAGAGUCAAGGGAAGAUGUGUGUGUCUGCCUGGUUGGACAGGAGAGCUCUGUCAGUCAGCCUGUUCUAAGGGAUUCUUUGGAGAGGGCUGUGAGCAGAGUUGUGACUGCGUCCAUAGUGCGAGUUGCCACCAUGUGACAGGCCACUGUGAGUGUGAGCCAGGCUGGAGGGGAGCCAGGUGUGACAAACCAUGCCUUCCGGGGUCCUACGGUGCUUCCUGUGCCCAACGGUGUCAGUGCCAGGCCGGGGUGUCGUGUCACCAUGAGACGGGGAGGUGCGGGUGCCCAGCUGGACUCACAGGACCUGGCUGUGAGAAACCCUGUCCUGCUGGCAUGUUUGGGCAAAACUGCAGCCAACUGUGCCAAUGUUCAGGAGACCAAGAGCAGUGCCACCCCGUGACAGGGAAAUGCAGCUGCUUACCUGGUUACUACGGAGCACGCUGUGAACUACGAUGCCGAGCAGGGACUUUUGGGCCAAACUGUAAGUCCAGAUGCAGCUGCAUCAAUGGUGGUCGCUGUGAUUUCAGGACUGGGACUUGCUACUGUCCUCCUGGCUUCAUUGGAGCUGACUGCAGUUCAAGGUGUUUGAGUGGCUACUAUGGGAAGGACUGUGCUAAGCUGUGCUCCUGUGGAGAAGGAGGACAGUGCCACCCAGCAACUGGGAAGUGUAUCUGUGCCCCUGGUAGGAUGGGACAGUCCUGCCAGCAAGCAUGUCCUAGGGGGCGCUACGGCCUGCAGUGCAGAAACACAUGCGGCUGUCAGAACGGGGGUUUGUGUGAUCCUGUCGACGGGUCAUGCAAGUGUGGACUGGGCUGGGCUGGACCCCGCUGUGAUACAGCCUGCUCACAGGGAAAAUAUGGUGUCGAUUGUGCACAAGACUGUCCAUGCCUCAACAAUGGGACCUGCGAUCGUUUUACUGGCACCUGCAGCUGCACUGCUGGAUACUAUGGCCACUCCUGUCAACACAGGUGUCCAUCGGGGUUCUUUGGAGUGAACUGUGCCCAUACGUGUGACUGUAAAGUGGGGCAGACAUGUGAUCACGUGACAGGCCAAUGUGUGUGUCCACCAGGCUACCAUGGCCCACAAUGCCAAAGACGGUGUGAGGCUGGCAGGUUUGGAUUGAGCUGUGGACAGUCAUGUGACUGUGCUGGUGAGGCCCCAUGUGACCCAUCGAGUGGACGGUGUCUCUGUCCCUCAGGAAGAAUAGGGCAGAGGUGUGAAAGAGAGUGUGGUGGAGACCGGUUCGGCCCUGGGUGCUCCCUGCCAUGCCAGUGUUCCCAUAGGGCCCGCUGUGAUGGGCUGAGUGGGCGAUGCCUGUGCCCACUCACCUGGCUGGGCCCCACCUGUAGUGAAGCGGUGCUAUACCAAACCCUGGGACCGCUGAACUUUUCUGUGUCCCAAAGAAAGAGAAGAGCGGGCAGCAAAACCACAUAACCCAAGCAGAGGUGCAAACUCCUGACUGGACGUUCAAACACAGAGUUUGGCUCCAUGAGGCAUUACUCAGAUCAUCUCUCUGUAAAGGUGAUGUUAAUAAUGCUGUGUUUUUCUGAAACUGGUUCUCGGCUGUCAAAAACUGGCUCUCCAUCACUGAGCCUGGAGCUCGCGAUAAUCACCCAGUGGACCUGGCAUGUGAGGGGCCCUCAAAGGACCAUAAACUAUAAACCUACCCCAGAAAUUUCCAGGGUUACACAGACGUUUUAGCAAUACACAGGAAUACCUGCAUCAUAUUUGUGAAUAUUGCUGAUUGAAAGCGGUUAAUUUGCUUUCCAGUAUGACAUAUAAUGAGCUGUUAAGAGUUCGGUUUCUUUCUUAAGGGCAUUUGGACAAGACAUGUGACUGAAUCAGAGUCACUGGAGGGCCUUUAUAACCACUACCAUCAUUUAUUUUUUUCUGUGUCCACAAAAAAAGAUGAUGGUCAGCAUGAUAGAAUUCUAAGCAUAUUUCUGGUGAAAAUGACCAAUGUCACUAAAACAGAUUUAGAAAUAUGUAGAAACAAUUAAUUUUGAAAAAUAAAACACAGAGUUCCACAGAACUGCAGGCAGAGCUACGAAAAUAUGAUCCAAUCAGAUCCAAACAUGUUGUAGGAUAAUAAAAACAUCCAGAUAUAUUUUAAGAUAAAUAAGAAUGCUCUGCUUUUUUUCCCAAAGAAAUUACAGUUAGUUAACUGGAAAGCAGCAUCUUCCUACAGAAAUCCAGAAUCUGUAAACAAAGAUGCUUCAUUUUGAAACUGCUAGACACAAGAUGUCUUCUUCUUCACUGGAAGGUGUGUGCAUGUUUCAAGUUUUGACUUCACACUUGGACCUCGAUUGGCUUUCAAAGUAGUUAUGAUGUCCCAAAAUAUGUCUUGUACUUACACGUCUUAAACUCAGAUUUAGGUCCAGCACGGAGAAACUUUAUCGUCAGCGAAUGGAUGUGAAAACAGCUUUCAGCACAGCGAAGGUGAACGACCAAAACACGUUUCUGAGUGGAGGGGGACAAAAUCAAUUCAUCAAAACGAAACGCUGAAAUGACAAAUCUUAUUACUUACAUAUUUCAUGUGUGUGUGCUCAUAUAAUUUGGUGAUAACAUUUUAAUUAAAUGAAUUAAUUUCACACUUUUUCCUUAAAAAUGCAUUUCACAUCAUUGUUUUGUUGGUUCAGAGAUCAUCAUAAAAAUGGCCUGAUAAUCACUUUAACUUAUUUUAUUUUCCAUACACGUACCUAUUAAAAGUCUAUAAAGACAUCGUCUAUCAUUAAGUUAUUUCAACAUGGCUCGUAGAAUCUGAAUAUGACCUGAAGGAGCUUCAUUUACCAGCGCUAAGAACACUCUCCUUUCACUGACAUUGAUCAUGGGCUUUCUUUCAGUGUGUUGGUGGUGUAGUACUGCAGGCAAAUCUUGCACGCGUUGCACUUCUUUCAGAUCUGUGUGUAUUGAGUCAGCAGCUGAUGCAGAGUUUGAGAGGCUUGUAGAAAAAAAUGAUAAAAAUUGAUGUUAAUACUUUUUUCUGCAGCACCUGUACACAUUUCUGUGGUUGUACAAUAGUAGAUUACAAGUCCCAUAUCACUACUGCUUUUAUUUACCAUACCUGUGCAUUUGAUUUAAAUGAGGGUGUUUUUUUGUUUGUUUUUUUCCUUAAAACUGUAUUUGUAUUAUAUCUCAGGUCAGUGCCAGUUAUAUCAGUCAUAACCUACUGUGCUCAUUUCCUGGCGUUCCUAUGUCAGUGGUGCUACAUUGAGACAUUUUGUUUGUAUAAAAUUGAUAAACUCAGUUUUUACUGUCAUCUCUCCCGCUGUCUUUUCAUUUCGUGCGGUUGUGUUUUUGACUAAUGCAACCACACAUGAUGUGAGAAAAAGAGCCACGAAGCAAAUAAAUA
Messenger RNA from Larimichthys crocea (large yellow croaker), 7005 nucleotides. It is a transcript of the gene egfem1, whose product is annotated as EGF-like and EMI domain containing 1. The record is from RefSeq and is a predicted model, not a curated record. Gene Ontology annotation, molecular function: protein binding; calcium ion binding; scavenger receptor activity. The transcript has 38 exons. Lineage: Eukaryota; Metazoa; Chordata; Actinopteri; Sciaenidae. Bases 210 to 5087 code for a protein of 1625 amino acids. Gene Ontology annotation, biological process: heterophilic cell-cell adhesion.